AUUGUAAAAUUAAAUUCACUUCACAAUAAAGCUGUUGUUGAAUGCCCUACUAAAUAUGAAUACAAAUGCAGUAUCUUAUAAGUUUCGCCACCCCCUCCCACAUUGCAAGAUGCUGGCAAAUUUGCAAAGUCGCGCUGGCUAUUUAUUGCGUCACCACCACAAAUACGGACAACUACAACAUAAUGUGAGGGCAGCAGCCGCAGCAGCAACAUCUUCCGCUUCCACUUCCACCACCUCCUGGAGGAGAAGUUACGCCACAGCAGCAAAAGAUAAAGCUGAACCGGCCGUAGCCGCAGCGGCAGCUGACGAGCAGCUAACGAUUGGUGAUGUAACCGUAAGGCUGACAAAACCCAGGCAACCGGAGCUGGUGCCGCAACAAUAUGUGCACUAUGCAGCCGAUGGAACGCUGCAGUUCACACAAUCGGCGCUGCACCAUCUGCGCUGGAUGCUGCAGAAGGAUGCACUGAAGCAGGACAUGUUCCUGUUAGGGCAGCCGGGUCCUUUGCGACGCCAGCUGGCGCUGCAAUUUCUGGAGCUUACGCAACGCGAACUCGAGUACAUAGCCCUUAGUCGGGACACCACGGAGAGCGACUUGAAGCAGCGACGUGAGAUCAAGGAUCGGGCAGCCAUAUAUCAUGAUCAGUGUGCGGUACGUGCGGCGUUGCAUGGUCGUGUCCUUGUGCUCGAUGGUGUGGAGCAUGCCGAGCGCAAUGUGCUGCCCAUACUCAACAAUCUGCUGGAGAAUCGCGAGAUGCAUUUGGAAAAUGGCAAAUUUCUAAUGGCACCCGAACGUUACGACAAGCUCUUGGAGACGCACAGCAAGGCGCAGCUGGACGAAUGGGGACUGCUGCGCGUGUCUGAGAACUUUCGCGUGGUCGCUCUCGGACUGCCGACACAGAAAUACAAAGGCACUCCACUAGAUCCGCCGCUGCGCUCCCGAUUUCAGUCUCGUAACAUAGCCCACUAUUCCUACGACGAGUUGCUGCUGCAACUGCAGCGCCAGGCGCCACAAGCCCCGCUCGAGGCCCUCAAAGGACUGCUCUCCUUUGCCCUUACUGUGCAGACAACCGAUGCGACCCUCAAUCUGCCCGACUUUCCGCUCGACAGUCUGCGCCUGGGCGCACAAAUGCUUCAAAACAAUCCCUCGCUGAGUGUGCACGAUGUCAUCUCACGUCUGUAUCCGUACGAGUCUAUGCUGAAGCACGAGCAGAAGCAACGCAUCAAGGAGCUGUUCAAGAGUCUGAAAGUGGACACAGUGGCCAGUAAAUCGGUGCAGCGCAUCGAUAGCCAGCUAGCAACUGCUGGCGAGAAAGUUGAUUUCCAGCUGGAUGAUGUGAAGCUGACGCUUCCAGCCGGCUCGGCAAAGAGUGCAGCGAACGCGCCCAACGAUUUCAUAGAUCUGACACAUCAGCGCAAUGUGCUGGCAAGUCUCAUUCAAUCCUAUGCCGUGGGCGAUGUUUGUCUCAUCGGGGAGCGGGGUGUGGGCAAGUUGACGUUAACUAAGCAAUUGCUGCGCCUGCUCCAACAAUCUGCUGAGCCCAUGAUGCUAUACGAGGACAUGACGUCGCGGGAUUUGGUGCAGCAACGCAUCACCAGCGUAGAGGGCGAUACUGUAUGGCGGGACUCACCGCUCGUCCGUGCCGCCAAGACGGGCUCCGUGGCAAUACUCAAUGGCAUCCAUCGCCUGCACAAGAGCACGGCCAGCGUGCUGCAGCGACUCGUGCAUGACCGCGAACUGCAGUUGUGUGACGGCACUACUCUGCUGCGGGAAGAUCGCUAUCAAGCGCUUUUAAAGCAGGGCCUGACAAAGCUGGAGCUGGCGGAGCGUGGUAUUCUGCCCAUCAGCGAAAGCUUUCGGAUUGUGGCACUUGCGGAGCCGCCAAAGCCGAAUGUGCCGCAACAGAAUUGGUUGACGCCGGAGCUGCUAAGUCUGUUCUUGUACCAAGAGGUGCGUCCGCUACAGCAAUCCGAGGAAUAUGAGAUCAUACAGCAACUUCAUGGCGGCGGUAAGAUGCAUGAGGAUAUGCACAAGGUCAUCGAGUUAGCGCACAUUUUGCGCGCCUCGAAGGACCCGCUGCUGGAGAGCAUGGCCGGCACACUGUCCACCCGCCAGCUGCUUAAAAUUGCCCGCCGCAUGGCAGCCUAUCCGCCCAACGAGAACAGCAGCAACUAUGGAUCUGUCCACGACAUUGUGCAAAACACGUUUCUGGCCAAAUUCAUGCCGGCACUCUCACGUGCUGCCUUGGAGCAGGCCAUUAAGGACGCAGGCAUAAGACAGCCCCCCGCCAAUCAGAAGGUAAGAAAGCAAAUCUCGGUGGAGAGCGAUACGCUUAGGAUUGGCAACACGGAACUGAAACUGGAGGCCACCACAGAGGCGCAGCAGUCGAAGGUGCCCAGUACGCUGUUCUACGAAAUGCCACAGCAUGUGGAGCUGCUGGAGCGUCUGCUGCAGGACUUCAUCAUCGGCGAUCACCUGCUGCUUGUGGGCAACCAAGGCGUGGGCAAGAACAAGCUCAUCGACAAGCUACUGGAGCUGAUGCGAAAGCCACGCGAGUACCUGCAACUGCAUCGGGACACGACCGUCCACAGCCUGACAGUACAAUCUACGCUGCGUGAUGGUCAAGUCAUUUACGAGGACAGUGCGCUGGUGAAGGCCGUGAAGGCAGGCCAUGUGCUGGUCAUUGAUGAGGCGGACAAGGCGCCGGUGAAUGUCACCUGCAUACUGAGGACGCUGGUCGAGAGUGGCGAAAUGGUGCUAUCUGAUGGACGCAAAAUUGUGCCAGCAGGUAGCGACACUCAUUUGGAUGCAGGACAACUCAUUGAGACGCAUCCCAACUUCAGGAUAAUUGUGCUGGCCAAUCGACCGGGCUUUCCUUUCCUGGGUAACGAUUUCUUCGCCUCGCUGGGCGAUGUUUUCAGCUGCCAUGCCAUUGACAAUCCCACACCCGACUCGGAGAUCUAUUUGCUGCAACAAUAUGGUCCUUCGGUACCGACACAGACGCUACGAACGCUGGUGAAUGCCUUCGGGGAGCUGCGCAGCCUCGCCGACGAGGGUUUGCUCAACUAUCCCUACUCUACGCGGGAGGUGGUCAGCAUAGUAAAGCAUUUGGAACGCUAUCCCGAUGAGUCCAUGUCUGAGCUGGUUGGCAACGUGCUGGACUUUGAUAAAUAUCAGCCGGAGGCACUCGAACAGGUCACCCAAGUCCUGGCCAAGCAUGGUCUGCCCAUUGAGGCCUAUGCCAAGAACGAACUCUACGCUCUGCGCAAAAAGAAGGAGCUCCAAUUGACUGUGCAACGCCAUAGUGGGUUGGGCGUUUCGGGUCCCAAGUACGGUAAGACAGAUCCCAAGAAUGACCCCCAUGUGGGAGGAAAUACGUGGGCCGGUGGAAGUGGCGGACGCGACACUGCUGGUCUGGGCGGCAAGGGUGGUCCCUUUCGGCUCGACAAAGGUCACAAGGUGCACCAGUUGAGUGAUGAGGAGAAGAACGAUAUACCCGAGGAGAUUAAGAAGGCAGCACGCGAAAUGAAUCGCAAGGCGUUCGAGGAGAAGCUCAAGGAAAUCAAAAUGUCCGCGCACGACCACCGGCUCUAUGCCCAGUUCAGUGAGCCCAAUCGCAAGCAGGUGCAGCAACUCAAGGCUGUCCUGGAUGCCAUGCAGACGAAGAGCAAGGAGCGACAGUGGCAGAAGUAUCAGACGCACGGAGAACUUGACGAUACCAGACUCAUCGAGGGCAUUACGGGCGAGAAGAACAUCUAUAGGCGACGUGCCGAAGCCAAUCCCUGGGCAGAUCACGUACAGGAGAAGCCCAAUCGCUUAAAACUGGUGGUGGAUGUCUCCGGCUCCAUGUACAGAUUUAAUGGCUACGAUGGACGACUGGACCGUGAACUGGAGGCCGUCGUCAUGGUGAUGGAGGCCUUCGAGAGUUAUGAAAAGAAAAUUGUUUACGAUGUGGUUGGCCACAGUGGCGAGGGCUGGGAAAUUCCCUUCGUAAAUGUGGGCAGCGCCCCCAAGAACGACAAAGAACGCUUCGAAGCUAUACGCUUGAUGCACGCCCAUUCGCAAUUCUGUUGGUCUGGCGAUAGCACCGUCAAAGCCACACGCGAAGCCGUCAAUACUCUAGGCGCCGAAGACGAAUACGAUAAUUCUAUAGUUGUUGUGCUCAGCGACGCCAAUUUGUCGCGUUAUGGCAUUGCGCCCAAAGAUCUGGCACUCGCCCUCAAGCGUGGCGAACCCAAAGUCAAGGGUUAUGUCAUCUUCAUUGGCAGUCUCGCCGAGGAGGCAGACGAAAUUAACGCACAAAUGCCGGCCGGACAUAGCUUUGUCUGCAUGGAUCUGACCAAGUUGCCCCAAAUACUCAAGCAGAUUUUCACUUCGUCGCUGCUCUAAGCCGAGAGACGUCUUCAGGUGCGGUCACAGCUAUAUGUAUGGUAAUAUGUUUCCUGACAAGAAACUGCCACCUAAUCCGCACAAAGUCCUACAAUGUGUUUUCACCAACAAAGCAACCGCAGUCUUAUUUUUUUUUUUCACGCCGCAAUUUCUGUGAAUCUAGAUUAUAGAAAACAAUUGACAAAAUUUGUUCAACAUGUUAGGCAUUAGAUCGUAAACAGUACAAACGAUUAUACGUACCCCAAAAAAGGAACUACCUCAAAUUAAGAUACAAGCUAAUUAAGUGUAAAAAAUUGUAAAAACUAUAGACAAGAUUGUAAAUAUUUCAAUAAGCAAAUACAAAUUGCCAAAACUAAA
Scaptodrosophila lebanonensis is the source of this 4744-nucleotide messenger RNA. It is a transcript of the gene c12.2, whose product is annotated as von Willebrand factor A domain-containing protein 8. Gene Ontology annotation, molecular function: ATP binding; ATP hydrolysis activity. Lineage: Eukaryota; Metazoa; Arthropoda; Insecta; Diptera; Drosophilidae. The transcript has 8 exons. Bases 56 to 4387 code for a protein of 1443 amino acids. Gene Ontology annotation, cellular component: cytoplasm. The record is from RefSeq and is a predicted model, not a curated record.